Messenger RNA from Panicum hallii, 1284 nucleotides. Its product is annotated as putative nuclease HARBI1. Lineage: Eukaryota; Viridiplantae; Streptophyta; Magnoliopsida; Poales; Poaceae. The coding region runs from base 1 to 1284 and encodes 427 amino acids. The record is from RefSeq and is a predicted model, not a curated record. The transcript is spliced from 2 exons.
AUGUGGCGCCGACGAUUGAAGCGUCUCAAGAGUAUGCGUGACCACCGAUAUGCUGAGGAUGAGAUGAUUGCUAUGACAGUCAUGAUGUACCUGGUUGAGGAGGAAAAAGAGCCGCACCGUGGUUCGGUAUUUGGUCGUAGGGUCAUACCAAGAGAUCGUCACAGUGCGUAUCUACGAUUGAUGAAUGAUUACUUUGUCGACAACCCCGUGUAUCCAGAGUAUUACUUCCGGCGCAGGUUUAGAAUGGGUAGAGACAUGUUUACAGACAUCUGUCGCGAUGUAGAGGCAGCAAAUGAAUACUUCAAGCUUGGCUAUGAUGCCACGAAACAGCCAGGGUUCCACCCAAUACAGAAAGUGACGGCUGCGGUGAGGGUGCUAGCGUAUGGUGGUGCGGCUGAUUCACUUGACGAGUACAUUCGUAUGGGUGAGAGCACGGUCAUUGAAACUGUCAAUCACUUCACGCGCACUAUUGUUUCACUUUAUGCAGAUGAGUACCUUAGGCAACCCACAGCCAAUGAUAUUUCUCGGUUACUUAGUAUUGCUGAAGAAAGGGGGUUCCCGGGAAUGUUAGGGAGCAUCGAUUGCAUGCACUGGGAAUGGGAAAAAUGCCCCACAGCAUGGCAUGGUCAGUACAGGGGCCACUUCAAAAAACCUACAAUUAUCUUGGAGGCAGUGGCAAGUUAUGAUCUUUGGAUUUGGCACGCCUUUUUUGGGAUGCCCGGAUCUUGCAAUGAUAUAAAUGUGCUUAAUCGAUCUCAUGUGUUUGACUCCAUUUCUAGUGGUUACGGUCCCAAAGUUGAUUUCAAGGUUAAUGGCAAAGAUUAUCAUAUGGGAUACUACCUCGCUGAUGGAAUUUAUCCUCCUUGGGCCACCCUUAUAAGUGGUGUUCCUUCUCCAGUCAACAUGCAGCAGCAGCAUUUCACACUAGCCCAAGCAGCUUAUAGGAAAGAUGUUGAAAUGAUGUUUGGAAAACUACAAGGAAAGUACCAUAUAGUCAAAGGGCCUGCUAGGGUAUGGUGUCCGGAGGACAUGAGAUAUAUUAUGUUGUGUGCUGUAAUCUUGCAUAAUAUGGGCAUCAAGUAUGAGCGUGGACCAGGGUUGGCAAUACAAGAGUAUGAAGGUUCUACCGAACCUAGGCUCUCAAACACCCGAAAUGUUCCUGAGAUAUCUGCUUUGAUUGAGAACCACAGACGCAUCAGGUCUCGGGCUGCCAAUGCACAGUUGAAGGAAGACUUGAUCGAGCACCUAUGGAUUCAUGACGGCCAUCGAAGAGUCCAGCAGUAA